GACAGAAUAGAUUGCUGUCAGGGGAUGACAACUGGAACACCCUAAAUCGUUCAAUAUCUCCAGGCGAGAUCAAUUAGGGGUCCACCUGACAGACGGAAAAGGCACUACACACGAGAGUUUACCUGCGGCGUCGUUGAUUUUAUCGGAAUUGCAGUUGUAGUGCUUUAUACACGAGCCCUGAAAUGCGUUUUCCAUCGGUGUCUAAUAAAAGUAACAAAUCUGUAUUAAUAACUCUCGAUAGUAAUAUCCAUUUACCAAUAUUAAAUCGAGAUAUGAGUCUCGAUUUGUUAGCAAGUAUGGAGGGUACUGAGUACAUUGUGCAACGAUAAAAUACUUGUGAUCAGCCACACGUGAGUUGGAUGGAUGAAGUUAAAGGCCUCAGAUGGAUCUCGAGACAACCGUUUUGCUCGGAAUAGUAUUUUGAUUAAAGAUGGAGGAAAGUGGAAACGACAAGUUUCUUUUGAGAAGACGCGCUGUCACACUGAAACCACUCAAGAUCAAAGAUGAACGCGUUGCUACAUUAAAAAAGGUUGCUGCGAUCCUCAAUAAAUCUGAGGUGGACAGAACAGUUGAGGAAAUUGAUUUAUUGUCCUCAUGUGGUGAUGUUGUCAAGGAGGUGAACCUCAGACAAGAGAAGAGAGACAAAGUGAAAGCCAGACUCGAAGAGAUUGAGGAUCCCCCAGAGCUUCUCGAGGAAAAAUGUAUGAGACUGGCUGGAGCAAUAAGUCGUGCAUCUUCGCUGGCCGUUUACACUGGUGCAGGAAUAAGCACAGCAGCAUCAAUUCCAGAUUACAGGGGUACAAACGGUGUUUGGACACGGAUGCAACAAGGAAAAGAGAUAGGAAAUCAUGAUCUCAGUUUAGCAGAGCCGACAGUCACGCACAUGGCACUGUACGCUCUGUACAAGGCUCGUGUACUGAAGCACAUUGUAUCCCAGAAUUGCGAUGGUCUUCAUCUACGCAGUGGUAUUCCACGUACCUUUUUAUCGGAAGUACAUGGCAAUAUGUAUGUAGAAGUUUGUCGUGGGUGCAAGCCAUUUCGCGAGUAUCUGCGUUUAUUCGAUGUCACUGAAAAAACAGCAAGAUUUUCUCACGGUACUGGUAGACACUGUCACGAGUGCAACUCUCUUCUCCAAGAUUCAAUAGUGCACUUUGGUGAGCGUGGCAAUUUGCCUUGGCCAAUAAAUUGGAAUGGGGCAUGCCGUGCCUCAAAACAGGCUGAUGUCAUUUUGUGUCUUGGCUCAAGCUUAAAAGUCCUGAAGAAAUAUCCGUGGCUGUGGCAGAUGGACAGACCUGCCCACAAACGUUGCUCCCUGUACAUAGUUAAUCUCCAAUGGACACCGAAAGAUGAAAAUGCAACAUUGAAGAUAAAUGGUAGAUGCGAUGAAGUUAUGAAGAGAGUCAUGAGCCAUUUAGGUUUAGAUAUUCCAGAUUAUAAUAGAUUCAAGGAUCCGAUAUUUUAUCACGCUAUAAGACUGCAAAUUAAUGAACAAUCGACAACAUCACAGCCUUGUCUUGAGGAGCCCGUAUUAAUCACCAACGAUACUGACCGUGAUCAAAAUAUAGAGAUUAAGAGUGAUGUUGAGGGUAUUAUACCAAAAAAGGACGAUGAAGACUGCGCAUCACAGAUCAAUCUCAGUGAGCCAUUGACCGCCUACUCGGCACCGUUUUUCACAGCUUUACCCUUCCUAUCUAUGGGCUUGCCGUUUCCACCGAUGUUCCUAUAUCCACAACUCACGUCGUUACUUUAUUAUCCACUGCUUCAGGCACCUUCAAUUAAACAGGAGGAAAUUAUUGAGCCGAAAGCCACACCAGCUUGCAAAUUCUGUAUGGAGACUGAGCAAUCACAGAAUUGUCUCUUCUAUCAAAUUAACGGUAAGGAUCCGGUAGGAAUUGAUCAGCCUGUAGAUUUGUCAGAGCCUAACAUCGACAAUGACAAUGAAAAUAAUAUCGACGUGGUGACAGAGUCCGAGGAUGCUUCCAAGGCGACUGCCAAAAAUCCCGGCUGGUUUGGCAAGGGCUAUAGAAAAGGCUUUCGCAAGAAACGGUAGCAUUCAUUCGCCCAAAUCAUCCCACCACCCACGAGAUGGUGAUAAAUCGAUGGGUAGAGUGCACGAG
This is a messenger RNA of Fopius arisanus, 2117 nucleotides long. RefSeq names its product sirtuin 7 (gene Sirt7). NCBI's taxonomy places the organism in Eukaryota, Metazoa, Arthropoda, Insecta, Hymenoptera, Braconidae. The record is from RefSeq and is a predicted model, not a curated record. Gene Ontology annotation, cellular component: chromatin; nucleus. Gene Ontology annotation, molecular function: histone H3K18 deacetylase activity, NAD-dependent; NAD+ binding. The transcript has 4 exons. Bases 431 to 2050 code for a protein of 539 amino acids.